Penaeus chinensis is the source of this 2348-nucleotide messenger RNA. RefSeq names its product DBH-like monooxygenase protein 1. Gene Ontology annotation, cellular component: secretory granule membrane. Gene Ontology annotation, molecular function: copper ion binding; dopamine beta-monooxygenase activity. Lineage: Eukaryota; Metazoa; Arthropoda; Malacostraca; Decapoda; Penaeidae. Gene Ontology annotation, biological process: norepinephrine biosynthetic process; octopamine biosynthetic process; dopamine catabolic process. The record is from RefSeq and is a predicted model, not a curated record.
AUGACUGUUUGGACAGUGAUAGGUUGGUACGGCUUGACUCUUUACUCUUUACACACGGAUAAAGAACACGAUACGAAGAUCUGGGGGCAGGCGCUGAGCGAUGGGCGUCCUGGGGCUGCAGGUGACCUAGACACAGCUGAGAAUCUCUCUUCCAGAAACCCCGAUCUCCAUUGCCCGCCGGACUCCAGCUCAGCAGAGGGGGAAAUGUGGAGCCUCGCCCUUCUCUUGCUCUUCGGCGCAGCGAGGGCAAGGGGCAUAGCCAUCAGCCCUGACUUCAGCGCUGCUCUGUCGUCUCUGGCUGCCCACGCACACCCUGCCCACACGCACGUCUCGGUGUUGGAUCCAGAGGGCGUUUUCACCGUGUUCUGGACGCCCGGGAGCGAGGUACACAAAAAACACAAAGACCCAUACAGUACACCUUUCUGCAAAGCUGUGCCAAAGCAUCAGUUUCUGCAAGAGCAAAGAGAACCUCACACAGAAGAGGAAGCGAGAAGAGGCCUCGUUUCUCUCCGUCAGGAAGUCGUGUGGGAGAUCCACGCCCGCACCCUCGGCUGGAUCGGGUUCGGGUUCUCCGGCAAUGGGCGGAUGGCAGGGGCGGAUAUCGUGACAGGCUGGGUGGCAGAUGGGCGUCUCUUCCUGCAAGAUCGCCAUGGUGUGGGCGAGACGACACCCCCCCUGGACCAGAAAGGCGACUGGCGCGCUCUCCAUGCCCGUGAAAACGCCACCCACACUGUGCUGGUGGUGGCACGGGCCGUUAACACGUGCGACAGUCAGGACUUCGUUCUCACGAACGAGACUGUGCGGCUGAUCUAUGCCUGGGGAGACACCGAUCCAACCGGGGACACUCCGGGCUACCACGGAAUGCGCCGAGGAAACAGAUUCGCCCUCGCUCUUCUCCCGUUUCACCGACCGGUUCGAACCCCGGAAACCGAGUCCUCGAGUGUCCAGACAUGGCAAGUUAGACAGGAGGUCACGCUGCCCCCUGGACGCCAUACCUUCUACUGGUGCCACAUGGAGAAGGUGCCAGCGUGGGAGACCAAACAUCAGUACAUAGGGUUCGACAUGCUCUACGGUCGCCACGCAAGGGAGCACCUCCACCAUGCGGUCGCGUUCGAAUGCCUGACCCAAGAUGGCAGCGCCGGAGAGGAGGUGUUCGAGCAGUAUGUGGGGCAUGUUGGCCACGAAUGCUACACGCCCAACAUGCCGCCGGCCUUCUACAAGUGCGAGCGAUUCCUCAUCAACUGGGCGAUCGGAAGCGAGGGGGAGCUCUUGCCCGACCACGUGGGUUAUCCCCUUGGUGAGCGCCACGGGGGAGCCACGUACGUCCUCUUCCAAACUCAUUACGAUAACAAGCCCCUGCAUCGCGACCUGACUGUGGAGUGGGGCAUGGACAUAUAUUAUACUAAUAAGCUACGAAAAUACGACGCGGGCAACAUCGGUCUUGGACAUGCUCUUCUAUUUUCCCUAGUCGUCCCUCCGAGCUUACCGUACUGGAAGGUGGCUGGGCACUGCGACUCUGCCUGUACCCAGGCUGCCAUACCCGACGAUGGUGUGUCGGUGUUUAUGGUGUUUCUGCACAGCCAUUACUUAGCACGAGCCAUUCGCUUACGUCACUUCCGGGGCGAUCGAGAACUGAAACCCAUGGCUGUCGAUUCUCAUUUUGACGCCGAUUUCCAGCAGUCAAGGCGACUGUCAAGCGAGGUUCGGCUUUUGCCAGGCGAUCACCUCACUGUAGAAUGCGACUACGACAGCCGUGGCAGAAACAAGUCUACCUUCACGGGCUGGGCGGCGGAGGACGAGAUGUGUCAAGCCUUCAUCAACUAUUACCCGCGCGUCGACAUGGCCCUGUGCCGCUCCUCGCCCCAUCCGGACUCCUUGGCCGAGGCCUUCGCUCUGCCGCCUUUCCAGAAGAACCUCGACUUGAACACCUUCAUCUUCGACCCCAAAGUAGGAAGCGAAGGAGGAGGAGAAGGAGAAUCCUACCAGGAGAGACUGCAGAGGAUGCCCUGGAAGGACUUCGACUUCGGGAGCGCAAAUGUUAAGCUGCUCGAGGGCGAACAAGUCGUCAAGUGCCAGCUGAACUAUGGAGUCAAUAUGAAGAUAUCGACCAACACCACCGGAUACCCAGAAGCCACGCCCUUCGUCCCGCCCGAGGAUCCCGUUUGCUCACGACGGCGCCGCCCACAGCCCACCGGACACGCCCUCACCAACGACGCUGGAGAGGCGGCCGGAGGGAGGGCGAGGGCGCUGCUCGGCGUGGCUGCCGCUCUGCUCCUCGUCUGCGUUGGGGGGCCUCGAUAGGGCGUGGCUAUCGGCUCGUCUGUUUUUUCUUCUUCAUGAUUAUACAU